CAACCACAACUCUUAUCAUCUACAGUAUCCUCUAGGAAUCCAGGAAUCAUACCCACCGAUGAAUGCCCUGAGAAACCAACGGAUAUUGAGCAGAUGACCGACAUACAGAUGCCAUUGUCGGCAACUGUCCACAUUCACACCUGCCUGCAACCUCCUGGCUGAGAACCCCACAUCUCGAAUCUCGCAACCCAGCAUGGCCAUUCUCACUAAACCUAUCCCUCCUCUGUAUACCGUCUACGUCCUCCGAUCUACCGUAACACAUGCCUCCCUAUAUAUAGGCUCAACCCCAAAUCCGCCCAGGAGGUUAAAACAGCACAAUGGCGACGCUCGCGGCGGGGCUGCUCGGACAUCGCGAAGCAGUCUCCGUCCGUGGGAGAUGCUAGCGCUCGUGUCUGGCUUCCCGAGCCAGAUCGCGGCUCUGAAAUUCGAAUGGGCCCUCGCAAACCCGCAUCUGUCGCUGCACAUACCGGCGUCGUCCCGGCUGACAGUGUCGACGCAGACGAAGCGCAACGGGCAGCCCCGCAGACCGCGGCCCAGCCUCGCGUCGGUCGUGUCGAACAUCCACCUCCUCGUCCGGGUGCCGAGCUUCGCGCGCUGGCCGCUCAAGCUGCACUUCUUCUCGCGCGACGCCCACGCCGCGUGGGUGAAGUGGUGCGCCACGGCCAACGAGCCGAUGCCACGCGGCUUCCCCGUCGUCACGGACUUUGGGCCCGCGGAGCAGAGCAGCGUAGAGGAUGGAUCGGAGGCGGGGCCGGCGAGCCCUUGGGGGAUCCACGCCCUGCCACUGGACUACGAGCCUAUCAAGGACUACGUUGCAAAGGGGAAGGAUGUGUUCGAUUUCGAGCGCGAGGGGAGCUGCGUUGUGUGCAGUGACCCGAUGUCUCCCAGCGAGGGCAUCUACGCCUUAUGCACCAACAGUGGUUGUGAGGGAGUCGGGCAUCUGUCGUGCUGGAGCCGGCAUAUGCUCCCUGUCAGCGAACAGGAGGGGAGCAUAAUACCGGUCGAGGGAGAGUGCCCAAAGUGCCAAGGGCAUGUCCGUUGGGGAGACAUGAUGAAGGAGCUGACGAUAAGGCUCAGGGGCACGAAGGAGAGGGACAAACUCUUGGGGAAGAAGCGCAGAGCGAAGUCAUGAGCGCCGCUCAGAACGGCGUUAUCGGGGAUGAGCAUGGCGUUAUAGUCUGGCGUUGGGAUAACCAGAUCACUCAAAGAGGAAUAGCAUUUUCGGAUAAGAUAUACCCCAUGGGAUAAAAAGCACGGUAUCGUUUCAGGAACCAGCGGGAUUUCCAGACAUUGCCUAAAGAAGGGAUGCUUGUAUAAAGAUACGAGCCUAGCCUACCGAACACCCCGAUAUCAACAAUUUGGACUUGCUAUGGUACACACAUUGCCGUAGGUAUCAUGGAUGGAAAUUGGAAGACUCAGGUUCAGCAUCCCAAUAAGUAUUUGUGUACCUAUUUUGACCAAGCAGGGUCUGUGCGUAAGCAGGUGGGGCUUUGAAUCAAUUUAUCACUG
Phialemonium atrogriseum is the source of this 1509-nucleotide messenger RNA. RefSeq lists its product as uncharacterized. Gene Ontology annotation, cellular component: Slx1-Slx4 complex. Gene Ontology annotation, molecular function: 5'-flap endonuclease activity; crossover junction DNA endonuclease activity. The record is from RefSeq and is a predicted model, not a curated record. Gene Ontology annotation, biological process: double-strand break repair via homologous recombination. The coding region runs from base 194 to 1132 and encodes 312 amino acids. The transcript has 2 exons. Lineage: Eukaryota; Fungi; Ascomycota; Sordariomycetes; Cephalothecales; Cephalothecaceae.